GCUGCUGCUGGGGUCCUGUAACUCUCUCUCUCUCCUCCUCCUCCUCCCAUCUCCUACUUUUGAUGGGGGGUGCAGCGGUGAAGUCACAGUGAUGUCAUUUUAGGAUGUGAGAGUCGAGCAAGGUGAGCUGGUUUUGCAGUGAGUGGUGUGUCCCCUCCACGGCCAGCGUUGCCUGUACAGAGGCGCGGAGCGGCGAAAGAUGAUCAUCGCCACCGGCACCAAUUCAAGCUCCGACGCGCUCUGUCCCUUUCCUUCUGCUCAGAUCUCGGGCUAUGGGGCCUUGAUCUGCCUUGAUCCCGAAAUAAGCCUUUACCACCACCAUGCCAAAGGGCAAAAAAUAAGAAGAGUUUCAUUUCUAGGGCAGGUGACUUGCCCCAAAGGUAAACUGGAUGGCCGUUGCGAAAAGGUGCCUCUACAGUAUGCCCCGUGGGGCCAGGACGCACUGGACGCUGCCAGCAGUUAUUGUACUGUGGACUUCUCUCUGGGGGAUCGUUUCAUCUUAUCCGAUUCCGAGCAGGACUAAUGCGACUUUUUUGGAAAAGAAGUGGGAGACCCUCUUCUCUCGCUCCUAUCUGGGUAUAGCGGGGGGGAAAUCGGAAUUGAACUGGGAGAGUGACUAUUUGCAGGGCAUCAAAAGAGUGCGACGACUGUACUGCAACGUGGGCAUUGGGUUUCACCUGCAGGUGCUCCCGGAUGGCAGGAUAAGCGGUGCACACAAUGAGAACCAAUACAGUCUAAUAGAGAUCUCCACCGUGGACCGAGGAGUGAUCAGCCUGUUCGGAGUGAGGAGUGAGCUGUUUGUCGCAAUGAACAGCAGGGGAAGGUUAUACGGAACGAGAGUCUUUGUGGAUGAGUGCAAGUUCAAGGAGACUUUGCUGCCCAACAACUACAACGCCUAUGAGUCUUUUGUUUACAAGGGCUUCUAUAUCGCCCUCAGCAAGCAUGGCCGCGUAAAGAGAGGCAACAAGGCCACCACCGCCAUGACUGUCACACAUUUCCUCCCACGGCUAUGAGAGAAACUGGCAAUAACUCAGUCAUUUGCACAUGUGGAUGUUCUUCCAGGUAACAUAGAAAUGCAGAGUCACAAUAAACACACCGAUGGACUGCGAAAGAAAACACAAAUAUUUAUUCUGUUUAUAUAUAUGUAUAUUUGGAUAGCUAUCUUUGUAUAUGUACUGUGCUGCUUAUUGUUUUUAUGGACGGGGAGAGUUGAAGCCUUUGCCUGUCUCACUUUACCUUGGUGCUUGCUGUAUCUGAACGAUGUGUCACUUCCUUUUUUGAGAUGGACGAUGAGCUAUAUCCUGUGCUUUUAAAGAGUGAAAUGAAUACUUUUUAUUACCUCAAAGAACCACUUUACUAGAUUAAGGGAUGCAUGGGCUUCUGCUCAAAUAUCUGCUGAGUUUAUAAUUUCUUGCAAACCUUUGAGCGCUUGAUGGCUCCCUGCUCGAUUAUCUAUGUCCGGCAGUGGGGGAAACUUAAAUGCACUACCUUUGCUGCACGAUUUAAAGGUGCCUUGGUGUUCCCACUUGUGGCCCCCUUAAACUUGCAUGUAAGAGACACCCGCUGGAGUCAGAAAUAGGGCUGACGCUCCAAAGAGGGCCUCGGGGGUGGGGGGGACUAUCUCUGGUUUAUUUUCUUUUCUGUAAUUAGAUCGAUUAAGUAAUAUACAAUCUGUGGUCGAGACCAGAGAAUGGUCAGCCAUAGAGACUGGCUCACGGCCAUGAGUUUGACUGUGUGGCAUCGCCAGCAAAUAAACAGGGUGGACUACUUAUCUAUCCAAGCAUGGAGAACAUUUUUGUUAGGACCUGGCUUGCGCCUGCACAACAAUCGACUGAAGGGAUAAAUUGUGAGCGCACAGUAGAAAUGUACCUGCACAUUGUCUUUGAACAGAGAUCCUACAGUAAAGUAGGUUGCUGUUUUUGAAUCGCAAAGCUUUAGCUGCUGUUGAAAAUGAUGUCUACUGUCCAUGAAACCAAUGAAAAACUGUAAAUAGUUGCAAGUGUAAAAGAAGAAUUCAGGAGCUUUUUACGCUGCUUUGUCGCAGUUGCCUGAACGAGGCAAAAAGAGUUCAGGUUGCACAGUUAACCAUCGAUGAUGGUGCCUAAAUGUUUCUGUAAGAAUCGUUCCCACAUGUUUGUCUUCUCUUUCAAUUUAUCUUUGUGUGUUUUUGGUGGAGUAUGUGCGGGCCCUGGGCCAUAUCCCCACACUUGUCUGUGUGCUCUGCAGCAGCACUGCAGUGGCAGCGAGGUGUUGGGAGCUGGAGGCAGAUAGUUUUAAAUUAAAUUAAAUUAUGGACAAGUCAAUCUUGUGCCCCAAAGGACUCAAGGACAGUGCAGUUGGUGGACUGGAUGCAUGCUAUAAGAAAUGUCCUCACUUCUGUCUUUUUUUACAUUUUGGGGUAAAACAUGGGCAUAGAAGGCCAGAAAGUUAAUAUAUAAUAGGAUAUUCAUAAAUAUUAGUAUGCAUAGUGGCAGUUUGUUUACAAAGCUGAGGAUGUACCAUGCUUUGUGUACUUUUUGCUAUAAUGUGGACUAAUAUAUAGAUAAUGUCUUGUUACAUAUUCCAAUGAUGUUUUUCUUGCUUCACUUUGUUUCUGAGAGCCUUACAGCGUGCAUCUACCCAUGUAGCUUCUGCAGCUGUUUACUUGAAAACUUGCUUCACCAUCAGCCUCCAUCCGUUCUUGCGUUCCGAGAGGAAGCAGGACUAUUUAAAUCCAGGACAGACGUAUGUGCGGGAGCCGGCCCACUGUCUUUGUUGUUCGUCAAACCCCCCUGCAGGAAUGUGGAUCUGCCAGGAUGACAGGCAGCCUCUCACAUACCUGAGUGGCCCCCCCUUCUUAGCUCUGUCAGCCCUCACCACCCACCUCUGCCUGUCCGUUACCCCUCUCACCCGCUGCAGGCAGGACCUUGGGAUUCCAGCUGUAACCCAGGAGCUUCCUCCUCUCCUUUCAGCCUUUUUUAGUUCAAGGUCAGAGUCACAGACUAGCUUUGGCCCUAACCCCAGAGUCCAGGGUGGUCGGCUAUAUGGCUCAUACCGUUUCCAUGAAAUAGGAAUUUAAAGUAUCUUUUUCAUGCAGGAAGUACUUUAUUUUAUGCUUAAAUGCAAUAUAAUUGAGUAAACUGGUGGCUUUAGAGUUUCUCUUAAACUGACUGGAAGCUCUUAUAGCUCCUAAUAGAACCCUGCUUCACAAUCUGCAAUCAUGUUUAAACAAUCCUACUUUAUGAAGUUAGAGCCUAACCUCUUUAAAAUGCAGCUCCACAAAAUGCUGUCCCCUCCCCUUUCCAAGUACUUGUGUUGGGAUAUUUCUGGGGAGGGGACAUCUGCAGAGUUAAUGCAGUGUGCGAGGAGCAGAGUCACGCAGAGCCUCACCUCUCCUGCUGCACUCCAAUCCUGCAGGACAGCACCCCAGCCAUCCUCAGGGUGUGCCCUCUGCUGCUGCUGCUGCUGGGCACUGCCCCGACCCCAAACACCUUAUACCACAUACUGACACAGUAUCACCUGCUGCUCAGCUGUCUAUGGCGCACAGAUCAAUUCAUAACAGUAUUUUUUAAAUAAAUCUCUAGCUCUUUUUUGUUCCAAGGACAUUUUCUAUUUCCUGCUAAAGUGAUGCAACACAGCAGAGCAAAUGUAUCUGGAGCUUGGCUCAAACAAAAAGACUUGCAGUUGUAAAUGAGGCUGCAUGAAAUACCACUGAUGCACAUUUCGUGCUGGGAGAAAAUGGUCAUCAUUUUUGGCUGAGGUAGCAUAUAAAAAAACAAAUCUUAUGUUUUCAGCAUUUUCAACUGAGGAAGGUGUGGAAGUGAACCUUGCGCAUGCACAGCAAUGAGCACUUCUCUUGCCUACCUCACAGUCAAGAUGUCUGCUGUCACUAGCAGCAUCUUGAUUAAAAGCUAGCAUCAAGAAGUAGAGCUGGAUCCCUAAAAGAGUGAAGGUCUGUGUCAAAAACAAAAAGCUCCUCCUUUCAGCUUUGACCAAAAAAUGUUAUCCAGAUUUAUCUGUCGUCUCUUUUUUUUUUUUUUCCACAGCUUAUCAUAGAUCAAAUUUGAAUUAAUUCAAGGUGAGGAAUAUCUUUUUUUAUAAUGUUUAAUGUAAUAUUAGCAUGCCAGAGCCCCAAACUUAAUUAGGGGUGUGUGCUUCAUGUGUUUUUUAACUCCUGCUCUAAAAGGGAGUGAGCCUCCACUGUAUUCCUCUCAUCUCUGUUUUCAUAUACCUCACCCUCUGCCUUAGUUUUGGUUUGCUGAUGACUGUAAAUUAAGAUGAAACAAACUUCAGUUAUUUGUUUCUGAAAACAGACAAUGCUAAGUAAGGAUAUUAAAGUUUUUUCCUUUUAUUUUUGUACGUAUGUGCUGUGCACAGCAGUCUACUGUAUUCCUGAGAUAACAAUAAAAGUU
This is a messenger RNA of Micropterus salmoides (largemouth bass), 4391 nucleotides long. RefSeq names its product fibroblast growth factor 6-like. The record is from RefSeq and is a predicted model, not a curated record. Gene Ontology annotation, biological process: positive regulation of cell population proliferation; positive regulation of gene expression; positive regulation of protein phosphorylation. The transcript has 3 exons. Gene Ontology annotation, molecular function: growth factor activity; fibroblast growth factor receptor binding. Lineage: Eukaryota; Metazoa; Chordata; Actinopteri; Centrarchiformes; Centrarchidae. Bases 390 to 1013 code for a protein of 207 amino acids. Gene Ontology annotation, cellular component: cytoplasm.